AUGCCUUGCUAUAGCACUGGUAUAAGUAGCACCGGUUCAUUUUCACCACGGUCGACUAUAAGGGUGACCAAAACCACCACAUCGAACGGCCCUCGGAAUGUGGGCAUAACGACCACCGCCGCCGGCGCUCCUAAAGUGACCACAAGUAAAACCACGCCUACUGUUACCGUUGUCCGGGCGAUGGCCACUCGGCCGCGACGAUUGGACACUAGUCGAGCCGUAACGGUCACUACCAAUGGAUCGGCGCUUAAGGCCCGGUCUCUACGGACUUUGGCCACGAGGGCCGCAGUUGCGGGAACAUCAACAAAGUUAACCACUGCGAAUGGCACAUCCGGUACCAAAGUGACCACCAAAAGCCCGGCCCCGACACCAGUGCCAACACCGCGUACAACAGCCAAACGCAAACUGCCGGCAAAGGCCUCAACGCCGGCCCCCAAACGCCGGGCGACCGAUCAGACGAACGGUUCGCCACCGACGGCAACACCGGUUGGCCGGGCGUCGAAACGGCGGCGACUGCCGUACCAGCCGUUUGACGUGUCGGCGGACACGACUCCCGCACCCAAACGGCGAUCGCCGGCGGGUAAGUCACCGGCGAAGAAGGCGUCCUCGAAGUCGGUGGCGGACAACGAGAUGAUAUACAAGAAGAACGAGUUCCUGGCGGUGCGCAACGACUCCGGCGGUUACUAUAUAUGUCGGGCCAAACAGAAUGUGUUCAAACUGUCGCCGAAGUUCAAGAUCUUGUGGUACAACAACGCCGACACGAGUCGGCCGCUGGUCUAUACGCCCGACUUUUACGACACGACUGAUCCCGAGUGCAUACUGACGGACAUUACGGUCCGACGACUGGCCAAAGAGCAGUACGAGUUGGCCGAAGACGAGCGCCGUAUGAUUGACAGUACACUCGCGGCUAAUGCUAAGAGUUUGGCCAAGAAGUCGGACAAACCUUCAAAGACUAAAACCACUGGCGGCACAGUUAAAAAGGCCGAUAAAGUGAUCAGUAAAGCAAAAGCCAGCGCUGGUAAGCGAACCAAGGGAUCGGCGGACACGACCACAGCUGAUACCACCGCUGCUACCAAAAAGAGUACCAGAAAGUCGAAGACAACGCCAACUGAUCCAUCGGUGACAACACCGGCGAAAAAGUCUCGCAAAAAGGGUCCGCAACUGAAUCCCAAACCACAGGUCACUCACUACGAGACGGACCCGUUGUUUGAGUCCCGACUGCCGGUGCCGUACGUGUCAUCGCUGGCGCACUCGGCUCUCAUCACACGCGCAGUACUAUUGCGUGACCACCGACUGCUGGAUCAGCUGCUGUCGGGCGAUAAGAAGCUGAUCUGCGGUCUGGCUGUGCCGCGAUCGGUGGCCGUCCAACGGGACGCCCUGUCCUACGCCAUCGAGUUGAACGACUUCGUGGCCGUCAAGAAGUUGAUGACAGCCAAAGUGGGCGACACUUUGGCCCCGUUUCCCGAUAUUAUGCUCAGCGAUGAGGGCACCGGACACGGCUCGCGCUAUAUGUUUGGUCACGCGCUUCGAUCGGUGAACGUUGGCCGCGGCGGACGGGAAGGCAAUAACGCGCUACUGAAGGACAGCUGGAGGUACACCGGCUACAGUUACCGGACCUACUCUACAUAUCUCGAUGACAGCCGUGUCCAACAAGCCAUCGAAUACAGUGUACCGCCGGCAACACUGGACAAACUCAUAACCCCACCGGACGGCGAGCCCGACCUGAUCUACCGUUUCCUGGACCACGUGGUGACAGCCGUGCGGUACGGCCACUACCGUCUGGCCCACUAUAUCGUCGACAAGGGUAUCCAGAAGGGAGGGUUCGGCUUCAAUGAGCUGCACCGGGCGGUGCUGUCCAAUGAUAAACAGUUGCCACAAUUCCGGUCGGUAUCGGUGCUGAAGAAGGCCACCGGCAACUCGAGGAUUACACCGUUGCAUUGCGCCGCUAUUAACCCCGAUAGCCGUCAUAUGCAGGCCCUGUUGGCACAGCAGCCGGACUUCUCCGCACCCGACACUCAGAACUGGACGCCUGUCCACUACGCGGCCGUUUGCGAAGCACCUGGCAAUCUGGAGUAUCUGCUAUCAAACGGCGUGUCCACUGUGAUGGUGGAAAAGGACGGCAACACACCCCUACACUUGGCCGCGUCUCGUAACCGCCCGCGAAAUGUCGAGGUCAUCAUCAAACACGAGACCAGUGUCGCGGCCAACAGCGCCGCCACUACCAUCGCCGACACACCGGACACCAACACCGCCGCCAAAGCCAAGGGCAAGAAAAAGGUGCCGAUCGGUACGGCAACGGCCAGCCAAUCAACGCUGGAACGGUAUAACAAGGCUGGCUAUACGCCACUACACUGGGCGGCCCAGUGCGGCAAUACGGACGCCUGUAAGGCGCUGAUCCGGGGCGGGGCCGACAUCGAGCGCCGCACCACCGCUGUUAAGGACAAACUGUCGGCGCUGAUGGUGGCCGCCGAGUCCGGCCGACUGUCGGUAGUGAAACUGCUCACCGAAUACGGCGCUCAGGCGGACGCCCGCGACAAGAGGUGCCGUACGGCGCUGACCCACGCCGUGAUGAACGGACACUCGCAUGUUGUGAGCCAUUUGUUGCGAUUGGGCGCCGACCACACGGCCAAAGACUCGUCCGGCAAUAGUCUGGUUCACUACGCGUGUGCCUACGGCUGGUAUUACUGUUUCAAACUGCUCCGGGAGGCCGACGCGCCCCUCAAUGAGUGCAAUGACUGGAAAAUGACUCCGUUGUGCAUCGCCUUUAUGAAGGGUCACACGGGUUUGGCCGAGGAGGUGGUCAAGGAGUCCGGCGCUAAUAUUGAUAUGCCUGUUAACGAUACUACCGAUUCACAGUAUGGCAUAAAAAGGUGGCGCAACGGUCAGUACAAAGGUUUAGGUGCGAAUCUAUUGAUGCAAACGUGCGGUUCGGCACCCAAUCAACAACUGUUGGAUCGGAUGAAGUUCCUGAUAGACAGAGGGGCCGACUGUACCAAAACCGACUACGAGGGCGACAAUUGUUUACACUAUUUGGUACGUAACGAGGCCCAGACGUUUCGGUAUAAGUCGCCGCCACCCGUCAAUCGGAAACCCCUCGCCGUUAAGGCCGUCAAAAAACUGGCCAAACAGCGGGACGUCGUGCUGAAAGCGAUGGCUCAGUUGGUGAGCCGCGGGUGCGAUCCGCACGCCAUCAACAAACAGCAACAGUCGGCGUUCACUUUGGCCGCACAGUCGGGCGCUUUCCUAGCGCUGGAGCGCAUACUAUCGGUCAAAGACUGUCCGCUAUCGGCCACCGCUGCCGACCCGACCACUGGCGACACAUUCCUCCACCAUAUGGUCGCUCACGCGGCCAAAGACGUGACGAUUGGUGGCUACCAGACGCUGGCCUGGUAUCUGCGAUCGUUGGCCACGGGUAGCGUACGGCACGAGUUGGCGCUCAAGACAAUGGCCGCCACAGGGAAUAAGUCGCACCGGCGGCCACUCCACGCGUUUCUCGAGAAAUACUCGUCCAUUAGUUGCGGCGCGGAUUACACGAACAAAUUGUUGGACUUUUUACGCCUAUUGCUGGACACACUCGGCUCAGACGUCGACGCGCCCACCGAUUGGUCCGAUCCCAAACACAUUGACUACGCCCUGCAUAUGGCCGUCAGGUCCGGCUGUUUGCCAGAGAUCUUGGAUGAGUUGAUGGCCCGGAAGCCGCUGUUGGAACAGCUGGACAACACUUGGCGGACACCGUUGGCUGUAGUCAUAACGGGCGGCCACGAGUCGACGGCUCGUAAGCUGAUCGCCGCCGGCGCUGACGUCAAGUUCCGGUCGUGCACGCGAAGAAGUCGUUUCUUAACCAUGGCAACAAACACCUCUUCCCGCGGCUGCAGCCGAACAGCCCUACACCUGGCGGUGAACUGUCGUCGCGGCGGCACUGACGACACGUUUGACUUCGAGGAGCGCCUGUUGGCCGCCGGCGCCCGUACGGACAUAUUGGACAACAGGGGUCGGGCGGCCCUACACUACGCUUUUGUGAAAAUAGGCGCCCAUACGGACCGGGCAUUCAUGGAUCCAAUCGAUUUGGUUGAACUCCUGGACCCGGCAGAUGUGGAUCACCCAACCGGUCAACCCAUGCCCUGCGAGGCGGCCGACGAGUUUGGGUCCACUGUUUUGCAUUACGCGGCCCAACGCGGGGCCACCAUAUCGUGUAUGCAUUUGUUGCGCCGCUCGGCUGUGCCCGUCGACCCCGUGGACAGAGCGGGCAAUACACCACUCGGUCUGGCAGUCUUGUAUGGUCACGAA
Messenger RNA from Medioppia subpectinata, 4287 nucleotides. Lineage: Eukaryota; Metazoa; Arthropoda; Arachnida; Sarcoptiformes; Oppiidae. The record is from the annotation of a GenBank genome assembly.